Lathyrus oleraceus (garden pea) is the source of this 1472-nucleotide messenger RNA. Its product is annotated as zinc finger CCCH domain-containing protein 31. The record is from RefSeq and is a predicted model, not a curated record. The transcript has 4 exons. The coding region runs from base 268 to 1149 and encodes 293 amino acids. Lineage: Eukaryota; Viridiplantae; Streptophyta; Magnoliopsida; Fabales; Fabaceae. Gene Ontology annotation, molecular function: metal ion binding; mRNA binding.
GCCACAAUAUUCUCGAAGCAAUUAUAAAUAAUAUUAUCCGCAGUGUCUUUCCUCCUUCUGUUUCUUCUUCUUCUUCUCAUCUCGCCUUCGUUUCUCUCGUUCUCUUUCCAAAACCCCUCUUCCGUUCCAUUCAACUCUAGGGUUAGGGUUUUUCCUCUCUCUCUUUCUCUCUCUACCCCCAAUCUCUACUUUCUCUCUCUAGGGUUUCAUUUUCUUCCGAGUUAAUUCCCCUCUUUGGAUCUCGAUCUACUUGUUUCUGUUACUGUAAUGGAUAACCGCAAACGAGGGAGGUUCGAUGCCGGCGUUAACGGCUCCGCUAAGAAGACUAAACAAGAAAUGGACUCAAUAUCAAGUGGUGUAGGAAGCAAAACGAAGCCUUGUACCAAGUUUUUCAGCAUUGCUGGCUGCCCAUUUGGUGAAGGCUGUCACUUCUUGCAUUUUGUUCCUGGUGGUUAUAAUGCCGUUGCCCAAAUGAUGAAUCUGAAACCUGCUGCACCUCCUAGAAAUGUUGCCGCCCCACCACCAGUCUCUAACAAUGGAUCUGCACCGCAAGCUGUUAAAACCCGCAUAUGUAACAAGUUUAAUUCUGCCGAGGGCUGCAAAUUUGGUGACAAGUGCCAUUUUGCCCAUGGUGAAUGGGAACUUGGCAAACCAUUUGUUCCAUCAAUUGAUGAUCACCGUCCUAUGGCACCUACAACAGUUAAUCGUAUGGUUGGUCGAACUGAGGCUCCCUCUGGUCUGGGCGCUACUAGCUUUGGUGCCAAUUCCACUGCCAAGAUCAGUGUAGAAGCUUCCUUGGCUGGAGCCAUCAUUGGAAAGGGUGGUGUGAACUCGAAGCAGAUCUGUCGCCAAACAGGAGUCAAAUUUUCAAUUCGUGACCAUGAAUCUGACCCAAAUCUUAGAAACAUUGAACUUGAGGGAACAUUUGAUCAAAUUGCACAGGCAAGUAACAUGGUAAAAGAUUUACUUUUGACUCUAUCAGUCUCCGCCCCACCGAAAUCCGCCCCAGGUGGUCCAGGUGCCCCAGCCCCACCUGGAAGAAACAUCAAGACCAAGCUUUGUGAGAAUUUUGCUAAAGGGUCUUGCACAUUCGGGGAAAGAUGUCAUUUUGCCCACGGUGCUGCCGAAUUGCGAAAGCUAGGAAUCUAAAAUUGACUAUGAUCCAGUGUUUAAUUUUUCUUUCAUUAGCCAGGGAUGAAGUUGAGGCACAUCCACCAUGAGAUUUUCAGUGUGACAUGCUCUAAUUUUUGCCUCUUAAGUUGUGUUUGUUGUUGAAAUUGUAUUUGUUGGAUGGAUGGUUUACCGGUAGUUGAGGAACACUUAACCAUGGUUUAUUUUUGAAAGCACCAAUGUCAUCAGUUACGCAAAGGAGUUGUUGCUCUAGCUUUGAUAAUUGAUUUUUUCUAUCCGAGUCUUUUUUGUCCUGUUACUGUUACCAUUUUAUGUUAGAAAUGUUAAAAUUGAUUUUUUUA